Messenger RNA from Diospyros lotus (date-plum), 995 nucleotides. RefSeq lists its product as uncharacterized. Lineage: Eukaryota; Viridiplantae; Streptophyta; Magnoliopsida; Ericales; Ebenaceae. The transcript is spliced from 3 exons. Gene Ontology annotation, cellular component: trans-Golgi network; endosome. The coding region runs from base 88 to 786 and encodes 232 amino acids. The record is from RefSeq and is a predicted model, not a curated record.
GGCAGAACAAGCGCGAAGCGAGAGCGUGUGUGGGGGAAGGAAAAGAUGGAACGAUAUUGGGCGCACUUCUGAAGUGAAGACGACGACAUGGCAAACCCUAGAAGAUCUUCGCAUUCAAUCACUGUUUCAGAAGGCAAUUACUCACCUCAAUUUCAAACCCUAGCAAUUGGCAGCAACAGCAGCGUAUUGUCGCAAGUGAAACUGUUCUUGAAGAAGCCCCACGCGUUUCCCUUUCUGCUUUCCGUCUUCCUCCUCCUCACUUGGAUCUCUCUCCGAUUCCAGCAUUCUGCUCGUUUCUCGUCGCCUCCGCACCUUAAAGAUACAGAAGGAGUCGUCGGUGAUGACCGCAAUGCCAACCUAGUUAGGUUCUCUUCGGGCUUUCCUUCUCGGAUCACAAAGGACAAGCGCGGAUGGAUGCUCGACCCCCUGGCCGUCGCCCUCGAUUUUGGAAUUUCAGGGGGAGCAGUGACUUGUGCUUCACUUCAUAUUGGUGAAAUCCAACCUGGUGGCUUGAGGGGAAACCACAGACACUUAACCUGUAACGAGACAUUUCUGAUUUGGGGUGCUAAGACAAUAUUUAGGCUGGAGAAUAAGGCAGUUAACAGAGGUUAUGCUGAGGCUACUCUGAAUGCUGAUGAGGUUGCUGUUGCUGCCAGCCCCCAUGGGACAGCACAUGCUCUGGUGAACGUUGAUCCUGUACGGAGUACAUUCUUCAUGGGGUGCCAGGACAGUAUAAUCGACUAUAACAAGUCUACUACUAUUUUUAAUGUUUGGAAAGAUCUUUAAGUGUUAUCUUAUUUGCAGUUAUCUUCCUUGUUGUUCGCUGACCUAGAAUUUUGUAUUUUAUUUUGCUGUGGUUGUCUAUCAUGCAAUUUGCUCUACAAUUUUGACCAUUAGAGAUCUGGUUCAGUGAAAUACCAUCAGGCAUCUGUGUAUAAGGUACAGUAGCUGUUCUGUGGCUUAGCCUAUUAUUAAUGAUUAAUUUGUUUUAUUAA